GAAAUGAAGAAUCAAUCCUCAGUCACAGAGUUCAUCUUGGUGGGUCUGUCCAGCCUCCCUGAAUACCAGAUGUUCCUCUUUGUGUUAUUCACCUUCAUCUACAUGGCAGCCCUCACUGGAAACCUCCUCAUCGUCAUCACUAUUACUACCAGCACCAGACUCCACACCCCCAUGUAUUUCUUGCUUAUCAACUUGUCCUUGAUAAACCUUUUAUCCAUCUCAGUGUCCAUUCCCAAAAUGCUAUGCAACCUUCUGGAGCAUAAGAAGACCAUUGCCUUCUUAGGCUGCAUUACACAGAUAUAUCUCUUUACUUGGACUCUGGGAAGUGAAGUUCUGGUCCUUGCUGCCAUGGCUUUUGACCGUUACGUUGCUGUCUGCCACCCUUUGCAUUACACCAUCAUCAUGAGGAAGGAGGUUUGUGUUGAGUUAAUCGCUGGCGUAUGGAUAGCAGGGGUGAUCAAUUCUGCAGUCAACACUGGAUUUGUGCUCCAGCUUUCUUUUUGCAACUCGAACAUCAUCAAUCAUUUCUUUUGUGAAUUACCAUCAGUGCUAAAACUCUCCUGCUCAGACAUCAGCCUCAAUGAAACCUUGGCUUUUCUGGCUGACAUAGUCUUUGGGAUGGGAAGUUGCGUGGUAACUUUAACAUCCUAUUACUUCAUCCUGAGAACUAUCUUGAAGAUUCGCUCCACAGAAGGCAAGAAGAAAGCCUUCUCCACCUGCUCCUCCCACCUCAUAGUCGUCAUCUUGUACUACUCAACAGCCAUUUACACCUACAUACACCCCUCCUCGGCCUACUCUCCAGAGAGAGACAAAGUGAUCACUGUCCUAUAUUCUGUUAUAACUCCAGCGCUCAACCCGAUCAUAUACUCCCUGAGAAACAAAGAGGUCAAAGAAGCCCUCAGUAAACUGAUAAGAAGACUUGGGCCAUAUCAAAGAGAAUAA
This is a messenger RNA of Gopherus evgoodei (Goodes thornscrub tortoise), 942 nucleotides long. Its product is annotated as olfactory receptor 13G1-like. Gene Ontology annotation, biological process: G protein-coupled receptor signaling pathway. Gene Ontology annotation, cellular component: membrane. Lineage: Eukaryota; Metazoa; Chordata; Testudines; Testudinidae. Gene Ontology annotation, molecular function: G protein-coupled receptor activity; olfactory receptor activity. The transcript has a single exon. Bases 4 to 942 code for a protein of 312 amino acids. The record is from RefSeq and is a predicted model, not a curated record.